AUGGAGCAUCCCUUGAUAGGAGAGGAGCUGACGCCAGGACGUGUGUCCCACGUGAUCGUGACGUCACAACAUCAUCUAGAAAUAGGCCUAAAGGUGUUUCAGAGAAGGAUGGACGGAUCUGAAGAUUUCUACAGAAGCUGGAACGAAUACAGAGACGGGUUUGGUGACGUAGACCGAGAAUUCUGGCUAGACUGUUGCCGACUGUUGCGUCUUUUGCCGACUGUUGCCGACUGUUGCGGACUGUCACAGACUGUUGUGGCCUGUUGCAGACUGUUGCGGACUGUUGCAGACUGUUGCGUCUGUUUCAGACUGCUGCAGACUGUUGCGAACUGUUGCAGACUGUUGCGUCUGUUUCAGACUGUUGCGGACUGUUGCGUCUGUUGCCGACUGUUGCGAACUGUUGCCGACUGUUGUGGACUGUUUCAGACUGUUGCCGACUGUUGCAGACUGUUGCGUCUGUUUCAGACUGUUGCGUCUGUUUCAGACUGUUGCAGACUGUUGCGAACUGUUGCAGCCUGUCGCGGAGUGUUGCCGACUGUUGCAGACUGUUACAGACUGUUGCGAACUGUUACAGACUGUUGCGAACUGUUGCCGACUGUUGCCGACUGUUGCGAACUGUUGCGGACUGUUACAGACUGUUGUCGACUGUUGCGAACUGUUGCCGACUGUUGCGGACUGUUGCAUACUGUUGCAGACUGUCGCGGACUGUUACAGACUGUUGCCGACUGUUGCGAACUGUUGCCGACUGUUGCGGACUGUUGCAUACUGUUGCAUACUGUCGCGGACUGUUACAGACUGCUGCGGACUAUUGCAGACUGUUGCGGACUGUAA
Molecule: messenger RNA, 831 nt
Organism: Gigantopelta aegis
Lineage: Eukaryota; Metazoa; Mollusca; Gastropoda; Neomphalida; Peltospiridae
Product: keratin-associated protein 4-9-like
Exons: 3
Coding region: 1-831 (276 amino acids)
Source: RefSeq, a predicted model, not a curated record